Adineta steineri is the source of this 1530-nucleotide messenger RNA. Lineage: Eukaryota; Metazoa; Rotifera; Eurotatoria; Adinetida; Adinetidae. The record is from the annotation of a GenBank genome assembly.
AUGGCGAAUACAGCGGCACACGUCACGAUUACUUUACCAGUAGAUCCUGUUGUAAUCAAAACUGAAGAGGAUCACAUUCGUCGGCGCUCAAUUAUUCGUGAAUUCUUUUUAAAUACAUCAGCACAUGCUCUGCCUGGGAUUGCUCGUAGCAAAAGUAUUCACAAUCGUGUGUUUUGGUCGAUCUCCUUCGUCAGUUUUACUAGUAUUAUGAUAUAUUUUAUUAUCAAAUCGAUUCUUGCUUAUUUUGACUAUCCAACACAGUUUAAUUUGGAUGUUGUUGAAGAAUGGCCACAAUAUUUUCCUGCAUUCAGUCUUUGUAAUGCUUCACCAUUUUGGUUGGAUCAAUUUAUAGGACCAUUUUUAAAUUAUAGCAAAGUAUAUAAUCUGAAUGUGUCGAAUGAUACAACGACAUGGACAACAACAACAGGCAUCUAUAUACGAAAUUUUAUCAUCGAUAAAUUGAACCGAAAUGAAUCAGUAGAGUCGUUCUCUUUUCCACUUUCUUCCAUGUUAUAUUCAUGUUCGUUCAAUUCUGUGCCAUGUACAGCGGCUGAUUUCAUUCCAUUUACAUCGUCAUCCUACGGUAUCUGUUACACAUUCAAUGCAAAACUGAGAAAUAAUCGCAGUGGUAGUGUACGAUAUGCAAAUCAGAAUGGUGCAGGUGGCACAUUGGCUUUAGGUUUAUAUGUUUAUAGUUAUCAAUACGUUCCUUAUAUUCGAGAAGGGAUUGGAAUCAUAUCUUUAGUGCAUGAUAAUACACAAGCACCCUUGAUUGAAACAGCUGGCAUACAAUUAGCAACUGAAAAAACACAUAAAUUAGGAUACAAAAAGAAGACAACUUUUUUUCUAUCCGCUCCAUAUACAUCAUGUACAAAACAAAUUUCUCCUUCAAUGAAGGCAAUGUUAAACAGUUUUAAUGGCGCUGACUAUGAAUACUCGACAACAAUCUGUCUUCAACUUUGUCGACAAACUUUUGUAUAUGAUCAGUGUGGCUGUAUCAAUCCUCAAGUCGCUAGUGCUCGAUGGAUUAUGGAUAAGAAAACGAAUCAAGUUAUUGAAGCAGUUUUCUGUAAUCGAACUAAUACCUGCUAUCUCACAGCCAUGGAUCGACUAUUAAGUUCAACUGUUCUUGUAGACAACUAUUGUUCAGAUUGUUCAGCACAAUGUUCGAUCACAGAUUUCAUUAUUCAAAUAUCUUCUCUUAAAUCACCAGCAGAUUGGCAAAAAAAUAGUAUUAAAGCAUUUGUAGAGAACUCGACGAUUCGAUAUCCCGACGACUGGUCAAAGGCAUGGCGUACAUAUGUUGCAAUGAAUUAUGUGUCUGUCAAUAUUGUACGAGAAACUGAUAUUGUAGAAAAUAACACACAAUCGGCGACCACCGGUCUAGUUGAUGUUCUGUCAAAUAUUGGAGGUCAAACUGGUUUAUGGAUUGGAAUCAGUUUUCUUUCAAUCAUGGAAAUCAUUGAAAUGCUCUAUCGAUUACUUCGAUAUCAAUGUCAGCGGAUUCGUCUAACAAUACAAAGAGAAUAA